Drosophila guanche is the source of this 3561-nucleotide messenger RNA. RefSeq names its product protein CBFA2T3 (gene nvy). The transcript has 6 exons. The record is from RefSeq and is a predicted model, not a curated record. Lineage: Eukaryota; Metazoa; Arthropoda; Insecta; Diptera; Drosophilidae. The coding region runs from base 1 to 2616 and encodes 871 amino acids. Gene Ontology annotation, biological process: DNA-templated transcription; negative regulation of DNA-templated transcription. Gene Ontology annotation, molecular function: transcription corepressor activity. Gene Ontology annotation, cellular component: nucleus.
AUGGCUGUAGCUGUGGCGGUGGCAGGGGUCCAAACCGAAACAGCAACAGAGACGAGAACGAAACAAGCUGCUGCCAAAAAGGAAUUUUUCAGCUGCCGCCAGCAGAAGGCAGCACACACCCGAGGGAGGAGGAGUGAGCGGAACCACGCAAGGCAUCAGCAGCAGCAGCAGCAGCAGCAGCAGCAGCUGAUGUUAAUAGCCCAGCGGCCGAAUGCCGGCGAAGACCCAACAAGAACAAAUGUCUGGCAGGCAGUUGUUGCCUUCGCCACAGCGCAGCCCAGCGAUAAGACCCAAAGGCAGUCGACGGGUGAAGUGGAGGAAACAGCUGUUCCAUCUGCAGCUACCAAAUGCCUGCGCAAGCGCCUGGCCCGAGUGCAAGCAUGCGACGACGAAGCCGAAGCCGAAGCCCGAACACGAAGCAGCGAAACACGAUUGAACACGUCCGAAACAGAGACCGUCGCUGGUCGCUACCUGAGUGGCGGCGGCUGGCUGCUCUGCUCACAAACAAAUUCAUCUUUCGCCUGUGCGGACAUGGCGCUCGAUGGCAAGGCGAUAAUUAAGGAGGAGAUUACCGACAAGGACUCAUAUGACGUGGCCGCAGCAGCGGUGGCAGCUGGAGCCGCGCUCGCGGUGGCCACAGCAGCAGGUGUUCAGGGGCCACCCGCGUCAUCGUCAUCCUCCUCGUCGUCCGUGGUCGUGUCGGCGGUGACGGGCGCAGCCAGCAACUGCACCACAUCCCACAGCAGUCGAGACAGGGACAGAGAGAGGGAGCGGGAGCGGGAGCGGGAACGCGAUCGCCUGUGUCGCACUCCACCCGAUUCCCCGCCAGACUCUGCACGCAGUCUCGCCCCUCGGUCCCCACACUCGCCGCUGCAGCUGCACCAUCGACCGCAGCGCAAUGCGAGUGUCUCCCCGGUGGUAAACGGAGGAGUUGGCUCCUCGGGCACCUCGCCCACUCCGGGUGCCCAGCAUGCCGCCUCGCUGGCAGCCGCAGCCGCCGCCGCAGCAGCCGCUCACGUGGAGCAGGCACGACUCGUGGCCAAGUUGCGCAAGUUCCUCGGCGCUCUGGUCCACUUCUCGCAGGAUCUCGGCCAGCCGGAGGUGUGCGAGCGAGUUCGGGCUUUGGUACUGUCUCUCUGCUGCGGCACCAUCUCGCUGGAGGAGUUCCGCCUGGCGCUGCAGGAGGCCAUCAACCUGCCGCUGCGACCCUACGUCAUGCCGCUGCUGAAGAACAGCGUGACGCUGAUGCAGCGCGAGAUCCUGGCCCUGGCCCGGGCCACCAACCAGUCCGCCCUGCAGUACGUCACCAACAACGAGCCGGCGGUGAUGGAAUUCGGCGCAGAGUUUGGCGACAUCUUCGUGCAGCUGGAGGCGCCCACAGCGAAUGGCAGCGCGGUCUUCAAGCGUCGCUCCUCGGACUCCAUGAUGGAGCACGGCGGCCACAAUGGACUGCACGAGUGGAGCGAGUACAUGGCCAGCGGCGGCGGAGUGUCUGCCUCCGGAUAUCCCCCACCGCCCAACAAGCGCAUGGCCAUGCAUCCCGCCCACUCGGUCAUGGCCUACGGCGACUACACUGUCUCGGUGGCUGAGGGUCUGCCCUCGGCGGCUGGUUUCAUGCAACGCGACGAACGGGAGCUGCGACAUCCGGCUCCACCACAGCGUGCUGCCAAUCCCAAUCCCAAUCCCAAUCCCAAUCCGAAUCCCCAAGCCAAUCCCAAUGCCAACCCGAAUACUGCCGCUGGUGGUGGUGCUGCCGGCGGCGAGGAAGAGUGGAAAAACAUUCACACAAUGCUCAACUGCAUCUCGGCCAUGGUGGACAAGACGAAGCGCGCCAUCACGAUCCUCCAGCAGCGUGGCAUCGAGCCGCAGCAUCCCAACAGCGGGCAGGAGAUAACGCCAGCGGCACUCGCCGAAUUGCGACGCCAAACCGAGGAGAAGGUCUCCGAAUUCAAGCGGAAUGCCGAGGAUGCAGUCACCCAGGUCAAGCGACAGGCGGUCAUCGAGAUCCAACGUGCUGUGGUGGCUGCCGAGACGCGUGCCGCAGAGAUCAUGACCCAGGAGCGGCUGCGCAUGGAGAAGUUCUUCAUGGAGAUGAGUCGCCACUCGAGCGGCGAGCGGGAGAUGGACAACAAGUCGCCAUCGAUCACCACGGCACAGAAUAACGGGACACUGCAGCAGCAGUGCUGGAACUGCGGUCGCAAGGCCACCGAAACCUGCUCGGGCUGCAACAUGGCUCGCUACUGCAGCGCCUCGUGCCAAUACAGAGAUUGGGAUAGCCAUCAUCAGGUCUGUGGCAACACCAGGGCCAGCGAAAUGAGUGCCAAGCACUUGCACCCCGCAGCCGGCAGCAUUCGCACGGCGAUGGCCACGCGAUCCCCACCCACGCCCACCUCGUCAGCCCAUCUGCAGGCGGCGGCGGCAGCAGCAGCAGCGGCAGCAGCAGCGGCGGGUGCCCGUGAGGCGAUUGUUGCGGCCAGUGUGGGUCCGAGUGGUGGCGGAGGUGGCCCAGGCGGCCCAGGCGGUGGAGGAUCUGGCGGUGGGGGCAGUGCGGGGGCUGCGGCCGUGGCUGCUGCCACGCCCAGUGCCCUGGUGGCGAACGGAUUGGGCUCCAAAUGACGCAUUCGCAUGAUGAAACCCAAAAAGAAGUACUUGUGCUAGUCAAAUUAUAAGAGGGGGAGGGUCAGAGAGGUCAGAGGUCACCCACACAUACACCAAUACAUACAUAAUUAUGCAGUUAUCCGAAAAUUAAACAACAAAAAAAAGAAAUAAAUUUCUAAACUUAAUUAAAACGAAAAAGUAAUUCACGAAGUAGGAGACGCUUCAGCAACAGAGCUCAAAACGUAGAUACAGAUACAUAGAUACAUGCAUAAAUACAUAAACACAUACAUAGUUAUGUAUUUGUAUUUUUCACAAUUUAAAUGUUUUAUGCAGCCAACAACUAGUGUAGUUUUUGAGAGGAAGUGCAGCUGGUGGAACCUCUAGAAGAAUUUAUAUAAAGGGAAUCGUAAAAGGGUAAUCUGCCAAUCAAAAAUUCUCACACUUCUCACACAUCUAGUGCACGUUUAGGAGGAAUAAUAACCAAGCCCAAAGGAGGAAGAAUAAUCCUAAAUAUUACAAUAGACAAUGUGUGUGCGCACUCGUAUUAAAUGUUUAUCCACAAAACUCACACACACACACACACACACACACACGGCAACUCUCGCAGCAGUAAAAGAAUAAAUCAGAAAUAAAACAAAAACUUGUAGAUCUGUAAGUAAACUUGGGAGAGUCAGAACCCCCAGAGCAAGUAAACAAACUGAACAUAGUAGAUUUUAUUAUUAUUAUAGUAAACUUAAAAAUAAAGUACGAGUAACACUAUUAUUAUUAUGAUAUGAUGGCUAACUUAUUGAUUGUAUUUAUAAUUUAUUGAUUAGUAUUUAUUGUAUUUAUCUCUUAAACAUAAUAACUAAUGUACUUUUACCAUAAACGACACACAACCACGUAAAUGUUGCAUCUACAAAAAAGAAACAGAAACAGAAACAAAAAACAAGAAGAAAACCAGCAAAAAGGCUCAAAAGAAAA